Molecule: messenger RNA, 3566 nt
Organism: Nicotiana attenuata
Lineage: Eukaryota; Viridiplantae; Streptophyta; Magnoliopsida; Solanales; Solanaceae
Product: pentatricopeptide repeat-containing protein At4g37170
Exons: 3
Coding region: 146-2236 (696 amino acids)
Biological process (GO): RNA modification
Molecular function (GO): protein binding; zinc ion binding; RNA binding
Source: RefSeq, a predicted model, not a curated record
CCCAAAACACCCAAAAACAUCAUUAAACCCCUAGGAAAAUCCAAAAGAAGUCUUGUCGCGCCUAAAAGAGAAACUCCAAACAUCGUUCAAAUUCAAUAUCAUUAACGACUAGUUUUGAUCACUAAGAGAAAACAACUACUACACCAUGAGAGCAAAUCUUAGAGCAUCACUGAAGCUUGUAACUUCUUCUUCACCUAAUAAUCAUUCACUAUGUACUAUUCGAUCUUUGUCUACAGCAAAAAUAACAACCCAUUUGAAAGAGGAGACCUUUUUCGAAUCCUCAAACAAAGACCAACUGAUUAAGCGGUUAUGUAAAGAAAACAAAUUCAACGAAGCCCUUCAAAUUCUUUGCGAGCAAAGGCGUUUAAAAGAAGCCAUUCAAUUGCUCGAACGUCACGAAACCCGUCCUUCAGCUACAGCUUUUUCGACCCUUUUGCGAAUGUGCACAGAAAGUCGGGCUCUUGACGAGGGAAAGAGAGUUCAUAGGAGUAUGAAAUGUUCAGGUUUUAGACCUGGGGUUGUAUUAUCUAAUCGGAUUCUCGAUUUUUAUUGCAAAUGUGAUAAACCUUUUGAUGCACACGACCUGUUUGUUGAAAUGUCUGAGAGGGAUUUGUGUUCUUGGAAUAUUAUGGUCUCUGGGUUUGCUAAACUGGGUUUGAUUGAUGAAGCUACGAAGUUGUUCGAUGAAAUGCCCGAGAAGGAUAACUUUUCUUGGACUGCGAUGAUCUCGGGUUAUGUAAGGCAUAAUAAGCCUGAAUGUGCAUUGGAAUUGUAUAGAGUGAUGCAGAGGGAUGAGGAUUUUAAGUGUAAUAAAUUUACGAUCUCGAGUGCUCUUGCUGCUUCUGCUUCUAUUCAGUCUUUACGUUUGGGAAAGGAGAUUCAUGGUCAUAUUGUGAGAACUGGGUUGGAUUCUGAUGCAGUUGUUUGGAGUGCGUUGAGUGAUAUGUAUGGAAAAUGUGGUAGCGUGGACGAAGCUAGGCAUAUUUUUGAUAGGACUAAAGAUAAGGAUGUUGUUUCGUGGACAGCUAUGAUUGAUAGGUACUUUGGAGAUGGGAGGUGGGAGGAAGGUUAUUUGCUGUUUUCACAUUUGAUGGAGUCGGGGAUUAGGCCUAAUGAUUUUACUUUUGCUGGAGUUUUGAAUGCGUGUGCGCACCAAACGACAGAGCAUUUGGGAAAACAAGUACAUGGGUACAUGAUGCGUAUUGGCUUUGAUCCUUGUUCGUUUGCAGCAAGUACCUUAGUUCAUAUGUACGCCAAAUGUGGUAGUGUAGAUAGUGCAUAUAAGGUAUUUAAGCGGCUCCCAAGGCCCGAUGUAGUUUCUUGGACCUCAUUGAUUAAUGGUUACGCUCAAAAUGGACAACCUAAUGAAGCUCUUCGGUUGUUUGACUUAUUGCUUAAAUCUGGUACUCAGCCUGAUCAUAUUACUUUUGUUGGCGUUCUUUCUGCUUGCACUCAUGCAGGUUUAGUCGAUGAAGGGCUUGAGUAUUUUUACUCAAUAAAGAACAAGCAUCGUCUAACCCAUACUUCAGACCACUAUGCUUGUGUGGUUGAUCUCCUGAGCCGAUUUGGCAGAUUUAAGGAGGCUGAAGAGAUUAUUAGUCAGAUGCCAAUGAAGCCUGAUAAGUUUUUGUGGGCUUCCUUGCUUGGAGGAUGCAGAGUCCAUGGAAAUGUUGAACUAGCAAAGAAAGCUGCUGAAGCACUAUUUGAAAUUGAGCCCGAGAACGCAGCUACUUAUGUUACCAUUGCAAACAUAUAUGCCACUGCUGGAAAAUGGACUGAAGUGGCAAAAAUCAGACAAGUCAUGGAAGAGAAAGGUGUGGUGAAGAAGCCAGGUAUAAGUUGGAUUAAUUUGCAGAGAAAAGUCUACAUUUUCUUGGUCGGUGAUAAAUCACAUCCUAGGUCAAAGGAAAUAUAUGACUUCUUAGGGGAGCUGUGGAGGAGAAUGAAAGAAGAGGGAUAUGUCCCUGACAUAGACAAUGUGCUGCAUGAUGUGGAAGAGGAACAGAAAGAGCAAAAUCUCUCCUAUCACAGUGAAAAACUUGCAGUCGCCUUUGGAAUUAUUGCUACUCCACCUGGAACACAGAUAAAGGUUUUUAAGAAUCUACGGACUUGCGUUGACUGUCACACUGCGAUCAAAUAUAUCUCUCAAAUUGAAAAGAGAAGAAUUAUUGUGCGGGAUUCCAGUCGGUUUCACUGUUUUGAGGGUGGGAGUUGUUCGUGCAAGGACUAUUGGUGAUUUUCUCCUUUUUUUAAAGGAAGCUACAGAAAGCAAAACUAUCAUGUCUUGAUAUUGAACUGGAAUGGUUUUGCAACAAAUUGUGUUAUUCUAAGGAGAUGCAAUUGGUACAAGGAUAUGGUUGGACUCUCGUAUCCCUUGGCAUUUGCUUCUGGAAAAAAGUAAUUUCUCUUCAAGUAACUUUCACGAGACAGCUUUUGGGUGCUUUUUCAGUGAUGUUUGCGACAUUGUAGCAUCUUCUCUUGGAUGAAAUACACUACUUAUCACGAGCGAUACCAAUUUGUCCACAGGUAUUAUUUGAAUAUUGAUCUAAUUAACAAUUUACGCCCUUCAAGAGGAAAAAUUUAUUUUGAAGCGAAUAUAUUACAGAAUAAGGAAGAUAUGAUAUUGCAGUCCAUCACAAAUGUUAUUUUUGUUAUGGGACCUUUUCCACAGGAGAUCAGCGGAAAUAACAUAGGAGAUCAUUUGUAGGUAUUCUAAAAUGCUUGUAAAUAAAACACAUGAAUUGUAAGUGACAUAGGAGAUCAUUUAUAGGUAUUCCAAAAUCUUGAUCCAAGGUCCAGAUGCUAAAAGAAUAAAAUAAAACACGCCCUUUUUUCCAAUGACUUCCUUUGAAUGGAAUGUAAAAAUGAUCUUUGAAAUUUCAUAUUGCUUUUGAUAGAUGCUUUUAUAUUAAACUAAGUUCCCUUCUUUCUUAAAUAUGUCCCCCAUUUGGUGAUGGAGGAAAGGAGUUUUGCUCAGAUGGCUUUCGUCCUGGCCUUGGAGCUUUUUGCUAUUAGAAGAACGGAUCCCUGAAAUUCGGACCAUUGUUGUGCACUCCAUAUAUUUCUAUGAUGUAGUCCCCAGAGCUUGGUCUUAGUGGUAAGAGCGCAACACAUGAUGUGUCAAUUAGGUUGUCACAAGCUUGAACCCUGUGACAAGAACCUGGUACCUGGUAUUUUAGUGGAGACGGGUAUAUGGGUAGACUCAUUAUAAGAGUUGCUAUGACUUCUUCGACUAUGUUAUGAAUGUUUCGACUUAAAUGAAGUUUUACUAACACUAUGAGAAUCUCAUGUGAACUUUAAGACUUGUUUGAACAAUCAUUUUUUCUGUAUAGAGCUGGAGAGCACGACUUGAAGAAGAAGCUAGAGAGAAACAGAGUUACUGUUCUAUUGAAAAGAGAAAUGAACUGUGUGUACAUUUGAGUCUAUACAGUGUAUUUAUAUUUUAUAUACUACUAAUUAGUUACUAACCUCCUAACUAACUUGCUAACUGCCUAACUAAUAAGUUUAACUAACUCUUCACUUAACCACCUAGAAAAACUAUAGUUUGUUAGUUCGACUACUCUCAA